CUAAGCUGGCAAGAUGGCGUCGGAGCCGAACAAGACUGAAAUUCUCACAGUUUUUAAAAGACUGCGCUCUAUUCCUACGAACAAGGCUUGCUUUGACUGCGCUGCUAAGAACCCAAGCUGGGCCAGUAUUUCUCAUGGGGUUUUCCUUUGCAUCGACUGUUCAGGGAUCCAUCGUUCUCUGGGAGUCCACCUGAGCUUCAUUAGAUCCACAGAGUUGGACUCCAACUGGAGCUGGUUUCAGCUCCGAUGUAUGCAGGUUGGAGGAAAUGCCAAUGCGAUGGCUUUUUUCCGUCAGCAUGGCUGCACUACCAACGACACCAACGCGAAGUACAACAGCCGUGCGGCGCAGAUGUACCGGGAGAAGAUUAGACAGCUCGCCAAUGCAGCACUCUCCAAAUACGGCACUGAUCUGUGGAUCGAUAAUUCAGGAAAUACUCUGACCCCAGCACCAGAGAAGAAAGAGACCGACUUCUUUGAUGAGCACACUCAGGCUGGCAACAGUUGGGACAUGGCCUCCCCUUCACUCUCGGAGCAGAACGGAACAGUCACCUUGACUCCUCAGCUGGAGCACGACAGCCCCAAAGCGUCAGAGUCCGUCCACACCCAACUGGAGGAAGGACCCAGCAUUGAGGGACUGAUCAUGGAUACAAAAGCCACUAUAGACGACUCGAUGAGAUUGGCAUCUGAUGAGCCACAGCCUCUUAAAGAAGUGAGACCUUCCAUUAUUGGAAAGAAGAAGCCGGUUGCUGCAAAGAAAGGGCUCGGGGCUAAGAAGGGUCUCGGGGCCCAGAAGGUGAGCAGCAAGAGCUUCAACGAGGUUGAGAAGCAGGCACAGGUGGCCGAGAAGAUGAGAGAAGAGCAAGCUGCCGAGUCUAAGAAACAGGCCGAGAUGUCGAUUGUGGCCUCGAUGCGCUUGGCCUACAAAGAGCUGGAGAUUGACAGGAAGAUGGAAGAGAAGAGGCUGCAGAACCUGGAGGGGAAGAAGAGGGAGCAGGCUGAGCGGCUCGGCAUGGGCUUAGGAACCAGGAGUGUAGUGUCACACUCUGUGAUGUCAGAGAUGCAGGUGAUUGAGCAGGAGACCCCUGUGAACUCAAAGUCCUCCUCUCGCGCCAGAUUGGACAUGUUUGAUGAGCCUGGGUUUACAUCCGGACCACCAAAGUACAAGGACAACCCCUUUACUACAGGAGACAGCUUUGGCUCACGGUGGGAUACUGAUUCAGGCUCCACCUCCUUCUCUUCCUCCUGGGCUCUAGAAAAGGAGGAGCCCAAAGAGCCUGAAGUCACCAUCUCGAGCAUCCAGCCUAUCGGGGAAAGGUUACCUAGCAGAAGGAAGCUGGAAACUUCCAUGCCUGUCGCAGAAUCCAGCGAGGCACGGCAGAAGUUUGCUAAUGCUAAAGCGAUCUCGUCUGACAUGUUUUUUGGCCGCGAGAGCAAUGCUGAGUAUGAGGCCAAGGCUCGUCUGGAGACCUUGUCCAGCAGCACAUCUAUUAGCUCUGCUGAUCUGUUCGGGGAUGGAAGCAGCCGCUCGUCAGGGGGAUCAGGAUUUGAUAGUGUGCUUCCCUCUGGACCGGACAUGGCCCAGUUUAAACAAGGUGUAAAGACCGUGGCUGGAAAAAUGGCUGUGCUGGCUAACGGGGUUAUGAACACCAUUCAGGACCGCUAUGGCUCCUACUGACAGGACUGCAUGAUUCAAACAGGAAAGGAAAUGACAUCAAACAGGACGUGCCACACUGUUGACUGGAUCAGGCUUUGUUAUUUUUUCCUCUAAUGAAUUGUACCUGAAGCACAGAGGGAGAAAAUGGAGAAACAAAAAGAAACUUGAGGAGACGGUACAACGCAGGACCUCCUUAUCUCUUCUUUCGGUCUGCCUACAGGCCUUUGUAGAUUUUUUUUUUUCCCUUCUCCCCUCUCUUUCUCCCCCCACACACACCGACAGUAUUUUAGCUUUCUUUUUGGAUUUUUUUUUUCCAAUAACAAAUCCUCAAAGAUGUAGAAAGUGUGUUUUUUGAGAACCGCAGUGCUUUUUUGUUGAAACUAACCGAGCUGGCUAUUUUUAUGCCAUAUUACUGGUAUGAGAUUUCAUAGAAUUAAGUAUUCUCUAUGAAAUAUGUAUAACCAAACUUAUUCUUAGCUCUUCAAUGUUUUCAUUUGUUGUGGGUUUUUUUUUUUUUUGUAUUUAAGUGGUAUUAUAUUCUUCAUGGGCGUGUGCAUUCAUAACUAGUACUUUCACCUCACACAGAAAGGGAACCACAAUGGUUAUAUUUUAAAUUUAUUUGGAAGUCUGCGAGGUCCGGUGAACCUAGAAAUGGACGUUUCCCAAAGCUGAACGAGUGAAGUAGCUUUUAGGUGUAAAUCGGGAUCUACCGAUGUGAGAUGUUUCAAAUGUUAAAUAGGAUGAAGAAUAAGCUGAUGUGCAAUACGUCACCCUCAUUUGUGAAGGUGGACACAUCAGAUUUUGUUGUUUGAAACCCAUAUUGAAAAGCAUUGUGGUUUUGUGAUAUUUCUCCAAGCAUGCAUGUUUAGGCCCGUGAUUGUAAAACUACUUUCAAAGCCUCAAAACAAACCUGGAGUUGUCAUACUUUUUAACAAGCUGCAGACAGAGCAGAGUAAAUCUGGCAGAUUUUAUCAGUUUUAUCACAGACAUGACGAGGCAUCUGCAGCUGCUUACACGUACAUCAGGUCUUAGACUGGUGUGAAUUUUAAUGAGAAAUAGAAUUAAAGAUGAACUGAAUGAUUGACA
Messenger RNA from Neoarius graeffei (lesser salmon catfish), 2740 nucleotides. It is a transcript of the gene arfgap2, whose product is annotated as ADP-ribosylation factor GTPase activating protein 2. Gene Ontology annotation, molecular function: GTPase activator activity. The record is from RefSeq and is a predicted model, not a curated record. The coding region runs from base 14 to 1675 and encodes 553 amino acids. Gene Ontology annotation, biological process: COPI coating of Golgi vesicle. Lineage: Eukaryota; Metazoa; Chordata; Actinopteri; Siluriformes; Ariidae. The transcript is spliced from 17 exons.